AUGAUCCCGGAGAACAUUUUGGAUAGUAUAGCAUCAAGAUUCCUUGUAGGCUUGGGAGACCAGGAGAGGAACGCCGUAGAGCGUCUGUUCUUUGCGGUGGAAGAAGCGCAUUGGUUUCUAAUAGAUAAUUACAAGAUCUCCGACAUUUCUUUUGCAGACUUCAGCAGGGAGCUUUUGGAUCAUAUCGGUAUAAGGGUAAAUAUUGAAGAGGCACUCCGAAGCUUUGUUAAGUACAGGCAGUCUGUAAAGGUUUAUGGAGCGAUUCUUGUGGACUCAAAUAUUUCCUAUGUAUUGGCUGUCAAGGAGAAAAAGAAAACAAAGAACUACUCUUUUCCAAAAGGAAAGAAGUGCAUGGACGAGGACGGUACAAGCUGUGCCAUAAGAGAAGUCUACGAGGAAACUGGAUACGAUGUACAGAACAAGAUAUGCAAUCUCCCAAUAACAAUAUUCGAUAAAAUUACAUUAUAUUUUGUAUUCAAUGUCAAACAGAACUUUCCAUUUGAAGCACAAACUAGAAAGGAAAUUGAGGAAAUCAAAUGGCUGUCAACAAAGAAGCUAUCGAAAGGAGAGUACAGAAGAGGAUAUUCGAUCGUUUCUGCCGCAUUUAAGAAGGCUUCCUACUUGCUAGAGGCUAUGAGAAAAUCCAAAUUUAAGUUCAAUACAAAGAAAAUAGUUCAGAGGAUUGAUAGACUACUUGGACAGAACAGGGCGAAGGAUAGUGCACUGUAA
Molecule: messenger RNA, 729 nt
Organism: Encephalitozoon hellem ATCC 50504
Lineage: Eukaryota; Fungi; Microsporidia; Unikaryonidae
Product: mRNA decapping enzyme 2
Exons: 1
Coding region: 1-729 (242 amino acids)
Biological process (GO): deadenylation-dependent decapping of nuclear-transcribed mRNA
Cellular component (GO): cytoplasm
Molecular function (GO): RNA binding; hydrolase activity; manganese ion binding
Source: RefSeq, a predicted model, not a curated record